AUGGCCAACAAAAACGCCAAGCACCUCUACGAGGCUAUUCCCGAAUGUGUUGCCGGAUGCUUCGACAUCAGUGUUGCCGCUACUGGCUGCGAUGACACCGACUACGACUGCUGGUGCUAUAAACCUAAUCAUCAGACUAUCGUCGAUACACUGGAACAAUGUCUUGGUAACAGAGAAAGACGAACAAAAAAGAAGUGUACUACAGAUGACAUGUUUGAAUAUGAGAAUAGUUACUGGAAGAUUUGCGAACAAUACUGGGAACCAUAUGGAACUGCCAUCGAACCCACAUCAUUCCCAACCUCACCGGCUACCAAGACUUCGAUCACAUCAACCGCGUCCACCGAAGCCGCAACAACAACUACACCCGCCGAACUGGAAACUACAACCGUUGAAGAAUCAUCAUGGACCACAACCAUAGCAACCCAGUCUGGUGAUUCAGAAGCAGCGGAAGCAUCUGGCGAUCCAGAACCAGUGGCUCCCCCUGGCGGCUUGUCCAAUGGAGCAAAGGCCGGUGUAGGCAUUGGUGUUGCUCUUGGAGUCAUCCUCUUGGGCGUAGCCAUCUUCCUCUGGCUGCGCGAGAGACGUAAGCGACAUAAUGUUGAAGAGAAGCUUAGAUUUGCAGAAGUCGAAAAGGCCAAUGCCAUUCAAGCAGUUGGUUAUGGUCAUCACGUUAUGUAUGAGAUGGAGGGCGAUCGACCCCACGCCGAGGAAUUGCGCGGAUGUAUGAGGACGCCAGAGCUGGGUGCGGGAGGUCGAAACUCGGCCAGCGUGACAGAAGUUGCCCCCAUCCGAAUCAUCAACGAGGUCGUUCAGCGCCUUUGCGCCCAGGAACCUGAGACUGCUGCCAAUCUUAAGCGCUACAUGAACGAGACCGACCACAUCAAGGACAUCAUGCUUGCCGUCGUUAAGGAUAUUGGCUACGCCAUGAACGAACUGGACCUUCGCGACGAGAAUGCCGUAGCCUUCAACCGUUGCAAGUUUGAACUCGCCCUCGCCGUUGACGAACACAACCGUCUCACCCGUGAUGGCUUCGAGCGGACCUUCCGUCCUCGUCUCAACUGCAUCGUUCAGGGCCUCAAACUUGUUGACGAAGACGACGAGACUAAGAAGGGCAAUGAGCCCAUGAUGGAAGUGACUCUUCGCUUCCCGGCUCGUGAGUACAACGACAGUCCUCACAGCCUGACUCCCGGUAAGGGCAAUGUCUACCUCAUGAUGAAGGAGCUUUGA
Messenger RNA from Fusarium poae, 1227 nucleotides. RefSeq lists its product as uncharacterized. The record is from RefSeq and is a predicted model, not a curated record. NCBI's taxonomy places the organism in Eukaryota, Fungi, Ascomycota, Sordariomycetes, Hypocreales, Nectriaceae. The transcript is spliced from 5 exons. Bases 1 to 1227 code for a protein of 408 amino acids.